CGUGGUGCAUGCCGGCCUAGCGUACGUAACGUAUCGUCAUGUGAGGCGUUUUGCUUGCGCGUCAAUACUCCCAGCGUCUACUUGUACAUGUCUAUGGCGGGGCGGAUCUGCUAGCUGGCUGUGCUUCUGUGUAUUCAUCCUGUUUCACACCCGUGUUUUUGAUAUGGCGGACGGUGAGCGAUCACCGUUAUUGUCGGAUCUCGGUGACGGAGGUAAUGGCGGUGUGUUACCUGGAAUUACGCCGUAUGGCCUGCCAACCAAACCGCAAAGUUUCCCGCCCUUUCCGAGCCCCUCCCAGCCCUCUGUGCUGCCAGGUGAAGACCCCCCCCCAUACUCCCCCCUCACCUCUCCGGAGAGCGGGAGUGCGCCGGUCAUCAGCUGCAGAGUGUGCCAGAGCCUCAUCAGCGUGGAGGGCAAGAUCCACCAGCAUGUGGUCAAGUGUGGGGUGUGCAACGAAGCCACUCCGAUUAAAAAUGCUCCUCCAGGGAAGAAGUAUGUGCGCUGUCCCUGUAACUGCCUGCUCAUCUGCAAGAUCACCUCCCAACGCAUUGCCUGCCCCCGCCCAUACUGUAAGAGGAUAAUAAAUCUGGGUCCAGUCCACCCGGGCCCGGCCAGCCCCGACCCGCAGCCCGCUGGAGCGCGGGUCACCUGUGGGCACUGCAGUAACACCUUUCUGUGGACAGAGUUCACAGACCGAACACUGGCCCGAUGCCCUCACUGCCGGAAAGUCUCUUCCAUAGGUCGAAGAUACCCGAGGAGGCGGAGCUUAUGGUGCUUCCUGCUGUGUUUUCUCUUCAGCAUUGCCACAGCCGGCCUGGUGGCUGGAACAUGGAAACAGGCUCAGCGUUACGGAGGAAUCUACGCUUCCUGGGCCUUCCUCCUCCUGCUGGUCCUGCUCAGUCUGGCCAGAGCUCUGUACUGGGUCUGCAUGAGAAUCAGCCAGCCCAUACACAGCCUGACAUAGAGAGAGAGGGGAGAGAGGAGGGGGG
Anguilla anguilla (European eel) is the source of this 989-nucleotide messenger RNA. RefSeq names its product type I phosphatidylinositol 4,5-bisphosphate 4-phosphatase-A. Gene Ontology annotation, molecular function: phosphatidylinositol-4,5-bisphosphate 4-phosphatase activity. The record is from RefSeq and is a predicted model, not a curated record. NCBI's taxonomy places the organism in Eukaryota, Metazoa, Chordata, Actinopteri, Anguilliformes, Anguillidae. Gene Ontology annotation, cellular component: phagocytic vesicle membrane; plasma membrane; late endosome membrane. The transcript has 7 exons. Gene Ontology annotation, biological process: phosphatidylinositol dephosphorylation. Bases 164 to 964 code for a protein of 266 amino acids.